This is a messenger RNA of Eubalaena glacialis (North Atlantic right whale), 729 nucleotides long. RefSeq names its product transcriptional regulatory protein AlgP-like. The record is from RefSeq and is a predicted model, not a curated record. The coding region runs from base 1 to 729 and encodes 242 amino acids. The transcript has a single exon. Lineage: Eukaryota; Metazoa; Chordata; Mammalia; Artiodactyla; Balaenidae.
AUGAUGUCCGUGCCCGUCAAACGCGGCACCGGCCCGGCGGGAGGCGUCUUUAAGCAGAACCACAGCUCGCGGAGUUGGCCUAUUUACUCCCAGCCAGCACCUGCCUUGAGUCCCCAGCGGCGGCGGGAGGGGGCGCCGCCCGCUGCGCGGACGGCUUGGCUGGCAGCUGGGCGGGGGCGCAGCACCGAAGGAGCCGGGGUCCUCCCCGCGGCCCCCUCGGACUCCUGCCGAACUUGCCGCGGCGCCCAGGCACCGGCCCCUCCUCCACGGGCCCUUCUUACCUGGUCAUGGCCCAGAGCGAGGUCCGCGGCAGUGACGCCGACGAGUCUAACCGGGCUGAGGGCGGGUGCGACAGGUGAGCCCCUGCCCCGAGCCCGCGGGGGCCCGCGACCCACGGAAAAGCUGGCCGGAUCGCCCUCCCCGCAGGGGAGUGACCAUUCGCUCUCAAGAGCGGGAACCCGGGCUGCCGCUCGGUCCUGCCUGGCGCCGGCAACGACUACAUCCCCGAAGCGGCGCCCGACCGAGCCCGCCCCCGUCCCCGCCCCGGGACGGCAAGGAGCGCCAGAAGCGGCUCCGCUCGCCCGGCGCCCGAACCGCUGGGGUCUUCCUCCCUCCACCGCCGACGGGAACUUGGCGCGUUUUCCUCAGUCUCAGGACCCUUGUGUUUUAGCCUCCGCCCGCGCCAGCGCUGCGAUUGGAGGUGGCGUCCUACGAAAGUGCCGGUUCUAG